Molecule: messenger RNA, 1158 nt
Organism: Penicillium cosmopolitanum
Lineage: Eukaryota; Fungi; Ascomycota; Eurotiomycetes; Eurotiales; Aspergillaceae
Exons: 6
Coding region: 1-1158 (385 amino acids)
Source: RefSeq, a predicted model, not a curated record
AUGGGGGAGAAAGUCGGCGUGAUUCCUCCCCCAGCUGGGGUGACGCCUGAUUUCGACUAUUCCAAUCCAUGGGAUUUUAAGGAAGAUUUGAUCAUUGUUGGCAUUGGACUGACUUUGAGCACGCUCUUCUUGGCUAUGCGAAUUUAUACUCGAGCGUGCCUGCUAUCUAAAUUUGGAUGGGAUGAUGUAUCGAUGAUAUUAGCCUGGGUAAGGAAAGCCGAUAUGACAAUGCGAUCUCAGCGACUCGAAACCCCUAACACCCUGACAGGUAUUCUCCUUGGGAACGCAAGUCACGGCUACCGCUUCGGUGGAACAGGAAUCCACAUGUGGAAUGUGACUCCAGAGAUGUUUACCGUCUUCCAAAAGGUCAUCCUCGCCGCCGCUGUUGUCUACGUCCCAGCCCUCGCAUUCGCCAAAGUUGCCCUCAUCAUUCUCUACCACCGCAUUGUGAAUAAGCAACCAAUCUACGUAUGGUGCCUUCAUAUAAUUUCGGCCGUCGUUUGCGGAUACAGUGUUGCCAUCGUCUUCGCUUUGAUCUUUGCAUGCAAUCCCAUUGAAAGAGGAUGGAACGCUGCAAUUACAACAGGCUAUUGCGUCAAUCGCAAUGGCUUGUAUAUCGCAACCGCGGUCACAAACAUUGUCACCGAUAUCGCUCUCUUGGUGCUUCCUUUCCCUCUUGUACUCGGCCUGCAGAUGCCGCGUAUCCAAAAAAUUGGACUGCUUCUGAUGUUUAUUGUUGGUUGCGCCACACUCAUUACAAGUAUUCUACGACUCACGACCUUAAUCGCUUAUCUCAAGACAACCGAUUUAACAUACCAGCUAGCUCCAUCCCAGCUCUGGAUCUACGUCGAGGCCAACCUCAUCAUCAUCUGCCCCUGCCUACCUUUCCUCCGCCAAUUUAUGCGCCGCUACUCACCCGCCUGGAUCGGCGAAAGUGGUCGACGCUAUUUCCGCGAGUACAGUUCCGGCACCACGGGCCUCUCACGCAGCCGUCGCAAGCAGGGACUCAGCCGUCUACAUGAUGAUAUCGCUUUGGCGGAAAAUGCCGGAAGCACACACAGCCAAUCACAUAUUGUCAAAGAAGUUCAAUGGCAAGUGACGGAAGAGCGAAUGGAAGCGGGAUCUUCACGUAGUGACGCACAAUUUCGUCGGGAAUAA